Naegleria gruberi is the source of this 769-nucleotide messenger RNA. RefSeq lists its product as uncharacterized. The annotation marks the transcript as partial. Gene Ontology annotation, molecular function: protein binding. The record is from RefSeq and is a predicted model, not a curated record. Lineage: Eukaryota; Heterolobosea; Eutetramitea; Acrasida; Naegleriidae. The transcript is spliced from 2 exons.
AAACCAUAUAUUAAAUUAUUAUUAUAAUUAUCGGUUCCGAUUGGUUGGCAUAAUUCAAUAUUUAAAACGUUAAUGAUCAAUAAUGGGAAGCUCCGACUAUAAAACAAAAUUUUCCAUCAAGACUGUAGAUUCUAACAAUCAAACAGUAAUUAAAUCAUUGGAAAUAACAAUAACAAAGGACGAUGAAGGACAUUACAUUCCACAACCAAACUUUUUUACGUGUUGUAGAAAAGGAGAUCAUGAAACUUUAAAAUUAUUAAUUGAAGGAUUUAAACACGGUUCGCUGACAAUGGAAAAUAUAUUGGCAAAUAAUAAGGAUGAAGAUAGUACUCAUUCGUUUAGUAUUUCGGGAUUACAUAUUUUAACAAAAAUAGCUUCCUUCUUUUAUGGAGGAAAAUCAGAUUCUUCAAGCUCGAGUGUUACCAACUUUCUAUCACCCCAUGGAAAGAAUAGAAGUUUUCAAAGAUCUCCGCUGCAUUAUGCCUGUAGAUUUGGUCACUUGGAAUGUGUAAAAUUACUGAUCAAUGAAGUAUCACAACUUCAAUUAUUAGGAGAAACUUGUAACAAGUGGACAAUUAUACACGAAUGUGCGAGAUUUGGCCGAGUAGAUGUAUUAGCAUUCCUCUUCUCACAUCCUAGGACCAUGGAAUUUUGUAAAGCAAUGUGCUCUAAAGCAACCAAGUUUGGAAGCACACCUCUUCAUCUAUCGUGCAAGUAUCGUUACUCUGAUACUGCACAAUUCCUCUCAUCACAAUUUAUACCCUUCGAU